Zychaea mexicana is the source of this 1718-nucleotide messenger RNA. RefSeq lists its product as uncharacterized. The coding region runs from base 153 to 1598 and encodes 481 amino acids. The record is from RefSeq and is a predicted model, not a curated record. The transcript has 11 exons. Lineage: Eukaryota; Fungi; Mucoromycota; Mucoromycetes; Mucorales; Lichtheimiaceae.
UCCACUUUCCCUUUUACUUUUUUCAAUAUCUUCGUGACAUUCUGUUUUUUUGAUCAAAUCUGUUUGUCACUAUAAACGGCAUCACUUUCGCUAGGUUUUGUACUCAUUUCAGGGAUAAACCUAAAAAGUUUGACAUACACAUUUGAAAAAGCAUGAGCGAUCCAGUUACGGAAAUGACAACGACUGAAACCAACAGAAACCAGCCCAAUCCCGUGAACGAAACGUCUGCACGACAAGAACGCCUGUCAGGUGAAUGCAAUAAACCUCAAAGUGACCCAACUUGGAGCGAAGUUCACCAGAGUGAGCAAAAGCUUACAGAGUCUCUCCGCGAACAGCUAGAUAGAGCACGCAAGGAUAAAGCCAACUUGGAGGCUGACUUGGAAACACGCGCAAAAGCUUUUCAAGCAAAACUGAAUCAGUUACAAGCAGGAUCCAGUGACAGGAUAUCACGGCUGGAUCAUCUGCUCAGUUUGGAAAAUACAAAUGAAAUCAAGCAAGAAAUCAAAAAACUGCACGAAACAUGCAUCAGCCAGGAAGCGCGUAUAAAGAAACUCGAAUUUGAUUUGGAGACGGAACAAGGUCAUGUCAAUAUUCUACGCCAUGAUAAUCAGAUGUUGAGACAGAUGACAGUUGAUAUGACAGUGCUCGCUGAGCAGGAAGAAGAGUACAUCUCAAACAAGUUGUUGAAACGCAUCUCGGGUCUCAAAAAGGAAAAAGGGGAACUGCUAGUGCAGGUGGAACAGGAAGAGGAGUACUUGACCAAUAUGCUGCAAAAGCGAUUAAACCAGCUUCAAAAAGAAAAAAUCGAUAUGGAAAAUGCGCUGGAGCAAGAGCAGGAAUACAUUGUCAACAAACUACAAAAGCAGUUGGAUUCUCUUCGUGCACAGCAGCCGAUGAAGUCACCUUCUGCCAGAAGCAUACAAGAUGUAUCUCCGGGAUCACUGCCUGUAAGUCCUGCAGUUACUGGAGCCGGUUCAUCCCCGUCCUUAAAUGCAAAAAAGUGGAUAUCCCCACAUGCAACUGGUGCAAAUCCAGAUGUGCCUCCCACUGGACUCAUUGAAGUGCUGCGUGCAGAGAUCACGGCCUUAAAGAACAAGACAAUGGAAAUGGAAAAAGAAUACCUCUCCAAGACUCAGCAAUGCAACAAGUACAAGAGUGAGCUAGUUCAGUUCCGCAAGCAGAAUGAUAUGUCUACUGAAGAUAUACCUUCUGACGAAGGGAUUCCUGCUGUCUUCAGAUCCGUCCCACCUUCACCAGGAAGACAAGUGCGGGCACGACGUUCCACCUCAACUUCUUCUCAAAGAUCAAUGACGUCGGACAAGGCUAACGUCAAUUUGAAUGCCAUCCCUCCGCUACAGCUUGAUAACAGCACGUCCACUUCAACAAAUACCUCCACAAACCAGCAUGAAGGCAGUACGAAUAGCACCGUUUCACCACAGGCAAUUCCCGAUCAAGGUAGCAGCGUGUCACGAUCUCGUUCAGAAUCUACAAGCUCAGCGUCAGGUAGCUUAUCGAGGAGAGAGGCUGCAGCAAGACGUAUAUCGGGUGGAUUGUUUGGCUUAAGCUCUCCUCCACCUCAACACCCUCCUCACCCGUAAAUGCCCUCCUACUGCUCUUCCUUUCACACAGUAAAUAGCAUUAUCCAGCUUCUAAAUAACAAAAUAACAAAGUCGAAUCGAAGUCAAACAUGCAAAUAAUAAAUGGUUGAUAAAUUUUGU